AUGGAUGAUCCGUCAUCCAGUUCCUCAUCCUCAGUCACAACAGCAUCAACUCCAACGUCCUUUUCUUCCGUGAGAGCAGGAGACAUCGAGCCUAUUGCAAUCAUUGGUAUGGGACUACGGCUCCCCGCGGGCAUUCGAUCUGGCGAACAGUUCUGGCAAUUCCUCUUAUCUAAGGGUGAGGGGGUAUGCGAGGUUCCGUCUACACGAUACAACAUCGAUUCAUUUUAUGACCCAGAGAAGCCACAAUGUGUGCGAGCGCGGCAAGCCUGCUUUUUUCAGGAGGACCCUGCUUAUUUUGAUGCUGGAUUCUUCUCGAUCAGCAAACAUGAAGCUGCACGGUUGGAUCCACAGCAACGGCUUCUCUUGGAAGUCGUUUGGGAGUGUCUAGAGAAUGCGGGAGUGACUAACUGGCGUGGAAAGGAUAUUGGAUGCUACGUCGGGGUCUUUGGUGAGGACUGGGUUGAACUUGCAUACAGCGACUCGCAGUCCAUCGAUCGAUACCACGUUCUCUCCACCGGCCCGUACGCCCUAGCAAAUCGCAUUUCGUAUGAGUACGACAUUCAAGGUCCAAGUAUGACAAUACAAAGUGGUUGCUCGUCGUCAAUGUUGGCAUUGCAUGAGGCAUGCCAAGGAAUCUUGUCAGGAGAAUGCUCGGGGGCCAUCGUUGCCGGUUGCAAUCUCAUCCUCUCGCCUACCAUGUCAACAACGAUGUCAGAAAACUUAGUCAUCUCACCAGACGGCAAGUCCAAGACAUUUGAUGCAACUGCAGAUGGCUAUGGCCGUGGUGAAGCAAUCAAUGCGAUUUACAUAAAAAGACUGAGUGACGCUAUCGCUGACGGAGACCCUGUCCGCGCUGUUAUCCGUGCAACUGGGACGAAUUCCGACGGAAAAACCCCUGUUAUCACAGCCCCGGGGUUAGUGUCGCAGGAAGCAUUGAUUCGAAAGACAUACGCCAAAGCUGGAAUACCUGAUAUUACCCAGACACCAUUCUUUGAGUGCCAUGGUACGGGGACAUUAGCCGGAGAUAAGUCUGAGGCAUCAGUCCUUGCGAAAGUCUGCCAGGGAAAGCCGACUUUCAUCGGAGCUGUUAAACCCAACGUGGGCCAUUCAGAGGGCGCUUCUGGUAUCACCAGUGUCAUCAAAUCCGUGCUGUCUCUGGAACACAAGAUGAUAGCACCGAACAUUUACUUCAACACGCCGAAUCCACAAAUUCAAUGGAAAGAUUGGAACCUCCGAGUUCCUACAGAUGUAAAACUGUGGCCGGAGAACACCUGCGAGCGAAUUAGUGUAAACUGCUUUGGGAUUGGCGGUGCGAAUGCUCAUGCGGUACUCGACUCCGCUAGUUCAUUUAAUUUGCCACGUACUCAACAGUCAGUUUCCGAUCCUAAAAAUCAUAGUCUCCAAGUUUUGGUUCUCUCUGCACGAAGCAAAACAGCUUUGACAAAACGGGUUGAAGAUAUUGUUCAGUACAGCGCGAACAGACUUUCCAAGAUACAUGACUUGGCCUAUACGUUAGGUGUUCGUCGGGAGCACUUGAACAACCGUGCAUUUGCGAUAUUAGAUACAUGCCAGACGAAACAGCUUUUGCCAGCGAAUUUUAAAUUUCGCAAGGUGCUGGAAUCAACAUUAAUUUUCGCCUUCACAGGACAGGGCGCUCAGUGGCCGGCAAUGGGGAAGAAUUUGAUCGAAACCUUCGACAGUUUUAAAGACGACAUUCGACAUUUGGACAAAGUUCUUCAGAGCUUGGAAUUGAAACCCAAUUGGCUGUUGGAAGACGAGCUUUGUAAGGAUACGGAUAGUUCGCGAAUUUAUGAAGCUGAAAUAUCCCAGCCAGCAACAACUGCAAUCCAGAUUGGGAUUAUCAAUCUCUUAUCCAAAUGGGCGAUCAUCCCUGCGGGUGUUGUCGGCCAUUCCAGUGGAGAGAUAGCAGCUGCGUAUGCUGCUGGUGCACUUACUGAAAGUUCAGCGAUUAUCGUCGCGUACCUUCGUGGCCUAGUUGCCACAGAAAUCCGCAAACCUGGCGCCAUGGCUGCAAUCGCCCUAGAUUGGGAUAACGCAGAGUCAUUUUUAACGGACAAAGUAAGAGUCGCCUGCGAGAACAGCCCUCGGAGUGUCACUAUAUCAGGUGAUGUCGAUGAAGUCGAUGCUGUACUUUCAAAGAUUGAAACAGAUAGGCCCGAUGUUUCGACCAGGAGGCUGAAGGUGAAUACUGCGUAUCACUCUGAACACAUGCGCGAGGUAGGAGAGCGGUAUGAAUCGCUCCUUACACGCUAUCUCCCUAUCACCCAAUCGACUUCUUUCAGCUGCCCCCUGUUCUCAACGGUAACUGGCAAGGAAAUCCUCGAGGUGUCCGAAAUUAAUCCCAGGUACUGGCGCGAGAAUCUGGAAUCCCCAGUCUUAUUCGCAACAGCCGUCCGGGAGCUUCUGAUGAGCGAUGCGUCGAAGGCCCUCAAUCCAGUAUUUGUCGAAAUUGGACCACAUGCUGCACUUGCAGGCCCUCUGAGGGAAAUAUUCAGCCUGCAUUCUGGAACCAUCUCUCCUGUCUAUUUGCCCACGUUGGACCGAAAAUCAAAUGACUUGGCUGCCCAACUUCUGGAAGCCGCAGCGGAGUGCUUUUCACUUGGCAUUAACGUUGACCUUCUGAACCUGAAUGGGCCAGGCCGCAUAUUAACAGACUUGCCAGUAUAUCCAUGGGAUCAUACGGAACGUCACUGGCAAGAAAGCCGUAUCACGAGGGACUGGAAAUUCCGAUCAUUUCCUAAUCAUGAGCUUCUCGGCUCACGGGUGACAGGGUCGACCGAUUUUGAGCCUACGUGGAGAAAUAUGCUCACCCUCGACCGCGUUCCUUGGCUAUAUGAUCACCUUUUGCAAGGCGAAUUGGUCUUCCCCGGUGCCGCUUACGUGUGUAUGGUCGGUGAAGCUGUUCAACAGCUUGUUUCUGGGACCGAUUCGUUCUCCAUUCGUCACAUUGUGUUCAAGUCACCCCUUGUUCUGAAGGAAUUUGAAAAGUUUGAGAUGAUAACCAGCCUUAAACCAGUCAGGCUUAACUCCCUUGCAGAUUCAGAGUGGUUCGAGUUCAGUAUUACUGCCUAUGAUCCUCAAGGUGAGCGCUGGGUAAAACAUUCACAAGGACAAGUCAGAGCCGGGGCCGAUAAUAUGCCCAGCCCAAGGAACAUCACGAGAAGGGAUAGAUCGGUUCCAGCGGAUCAAUGGUACAAUAUGCUGAAUCGAUGGGGCCUGUCUUAUCGAGGUCCAUUUCGAGGACUUGCAGAUAUUUCCGUGGAUACAAGGCAGCAAAUUGCGACCGCCACGGUGAAAGAUCACUGGGAAAGUCAUGCAAGUCGAUACCUCAUUCACCCAGCCGCCAUUGAUUCUUGCUUGCAGCUUUUCUCGGUGGCAACAACGGCCGGGUUAUCCUAUCGGUUCGAUCGAAUAGCGAUUCCCGCGGGGAUUGAGGAAAUAUACGUCAGUCGUGGCAGCGAAAACAUGGCGGUGGAAGUAUUGAGCGACACAAAGGUUUCUCGUACUGCCUUUGGCGAUGCUCUCAUGAUGAAUACUAAUGGGAAUGUUGCUCUGAGCAUGACUAAAGCCGUGAUAGCAAUGCAUGAAGACUCAGGGGACCUCAGGUCCGGGGGCAAGCAGGCAGGAGCUGAGGUCGAGUGGAGGCCGUGGCUUGAAAUGCUCCCACGCAAGCGGAUAUUUCCCAUCGUUACUCUUGAUCAAAGAUUCGCAGAAUCACUGAAAAUACUAACCCAAAUAUGUCAUCUCUAUACGUUGGAGACGGCAGAUCGAAUUGGAGAUCUGGACACAGAUGAUCCUGCCCUCAGGAACUGGAAAACCUGGGUCAUGCGGGAAUGUAACAAAAUAUCCAGCAGAAGCUUAUUGAAUUACAAAGACUCGAUAGAGUGGGCGCUCUUGGACAGCCCUGCCCGGACACAAAUGAUCGAUAAUCUUGCAGCGACGCUGGAUCAUGAGAAUGGGAGCAUUCUCAUUGCUAAGUGCAUGAGACAAAACUUUGACAGCUGCGUCAAUUAUAUGGAUGGUAAAUGUUCCCCUCUAGAAUGUCUGGUCAAGGAUGGCCUGCUCCAAGGACUGUAUGGUGCAGAUCGGUCAUUCAGGCUCUGGGAGAACUUUCUCGGGCUACUGGGACACCAACUUCCAGCUAUGAGAGUGCUUGAGAUCGGUGGUGGAACAGGCGCGGCAACUUCCGCUGUCCUGAACUCCCUACGAUCCUCGGACGGAGUAUCUCAGUUCGCGCGCUAUACAUUCACAGAUAUAUUACCCGAAUUCAUCGUUUCGGCAAAGGAGCGCUUCGCCGGUAUAGACAACAUCGAGUUCAAAAGAUUGGACAUCACCAAAGAUGUGGAAGAACAGGGAUAUGAGCCGUAUAGCUUUGAUCUCAUCAUUGCAUCAAAUGUCAUUCACGCGACACCGAACCUCAAAGAUUCGCUUAAAAGAGUUCGUAAUCUCAUUUCCCCGAACGGAUAUUUUCUACUUCACGAACUUGAUACAGAGCUUCCCUUCGUCCCAUAUAUAUGUGGUGUGCUCUCUGGAUGGUGGGCCGGAAAGGAGGAUGGAAGAGUUGAACACCCCUUUGUCUCUCCAGAUAGAUGGAAUCUUGAGUUGAAGUCAGCUGGAUUCACAGGCAUCGAGUCAGUGGUGCAUGACACAGUGGUACCUUAUCAAAAUUGCGCGUCUAUAAUCAGCAGACCAGCAUCGGAUGAUCUGCCUAAGGAGAAUAUCUACCUCUUGACUGAAGAUUCUGUUCCAGAAUGGGCGAUGGAUUUAGAGUCACAAUUCGCAAAUCUUCAUUUUAGCGUGUCUUGGACCACCCUGCAGCAAGAGCAGACAGCCCCCUCUCCAUCAGAUGCCAUUGUUAUCUCGCUGCUGGACAUGAAUGGCCCAUUUUUAGAUACCAUGAAUGAGGAAGCUUUCCAUCUUCUUCGGAUGUUUCUCAAUGCCUCUGAGAACCGGUUCGUUCUAUGGGUGACGCCAUCCACACAGAUGUCUUGUCCCGACCCACGAUACGCUUUGACGAAUGGACUUUUCCGAGCGCUUCGACAUGAGUCUCCAAUCGACUUAACUGUCUUUGAGAUCGAUUGCUUUGAUUCACUUGCCUCCACUACCUUAGUUGACGUCUGCUGUGAGGUAAAAAAAUCGCGAAAUGCACCUCAUGGUACACUCGAAUGCGAGGUUGCUCUGCAAGCAGGGACUGUUUACAUUCCACGGGUCUAUUGGAGAACUGUAAAUCAGAUAACCCGAUCUCCAGACGUCGCGGAGUGUGCUCGCAAAAUUCACAUAGAAACAUAUGGACUUCUGGACAGCUUACAAUGGGCUCCUUGCGAGCUCGGUAGCCUCGAGGAUGGUUAUGUUGAGAUUGAAGUCCAUUACACCGCCUUGAACUUCAAGGAUGUGAUGACCGCCAUGGGGCUACUGGGAUCUAUCGAAGAGAUUGGCCUUGAAGGCGCUGGCAUUGUGACUCAAGUCGCCUCAGAUGUGAAGGAUAUCGCCAUUGGGGAUCGAGUUGCCUUCGGUGUAUUGGGCGCGCUUCGUUCAACAGUGAAAAUUCACCAACGGCGAUGUAAGAGGAUCCCAGAUGCGUUAUCACUGGAGGAUGCUUCCACAAUGAUCGUGGUUUACUCCACUGUGUUUUAUUCUCUCCUUCAUCUGGCAUCUUUAUGUGAAGGUCAAUCCAUUCUCAUCCAUUCCGCAUGUGGUGGUGUUGGCUUAGCUGCAAUUCAAGUUUGCCGAGAGAUUGGGGCUAUCAUCUACGCAACGGUAGGCUCAAAAGAGAAAGAAGACUAUCUAGUCGAAAACUGGAACAUUCCUCGCAAUCAUAUAUUUACAUCUAGGAAUGCUGGAUUCGUUCCACGAUUGAUGCAAGAGACAGAGGGACGGGGAGUAGACGUGGUUUUAAAUUCCUUAUCCGGAGAUCUGCUUCGUGCUUCUUGGAUGUGCGUAGCGGAGUUUGGAAAAAUGAUCGAACUUGGAAAACGUGAUUUGAUAACUCACGGAAAGCUGGACCUUGCUCCUUUCGUGCUAAACCGAGUCUACUAUGGUCUAGACAUGGUUCAUGUCGGGGAGAAAAGACCAGACGUCCUAGCGAAGAUUCGAGAUGAGUGUUUUGAGUGGUAUAGGCAGGGAAAGAUCACCGCAAUUCGGCCGGUUACUGUUUUCCCAGCGUCCGAUGUUAGUCUUGCCUUCAGACACAUGCAGCAGGGAACCCAUAUGGGUAAAGUCGUUGUGGAUAUGCGAGAGGUAGCCAAGAUUCCCUUGCCAUCACAACUUGGUAUCAAGGAGAUCAGCUUCCUCGGAGAUGCAUCGUACCUACUUGUUGGCGGUCUGGGGAAUCUCGUAUACCUCAGCCCUUCUGCUGGUCAAUCUAAAGAUGAUCAAGAUUUUAUCAAGGAAUUGCAGGCCCAGGACUGCGUGGUGACAACGGUUGCCGGGAGUGUUACCAAUACAGAUGAUGUGGCAACUGCUAUCGCAGCCUGCCUAUUCCCCAUAAAAGGCGUUGUCCAACUUUCAGCAAAGCUCCGGGAUCGUACAUUUGAAAAAAUGCUGUUCGUGGACUGGGUCAUGUCACUUGACAGCAAAGUCAGAGGGACCUGGAAUCUUCACGACGCUCUGAAGUCUACUCCGUUGGACUUCUUUCUGAUGUUCAGCUCCACUUGCAGCAUCACUGGCCAGACGGGGCAGACAAAUUAUGCUGCUGCCAACAGUUUCUUGGACGCUUUUACCGUUUAUCGCCAACAACUUGGCCUCCCUGCUUCUAUAAUCAACCCUGGAGUCGUUGAGCAUCGGGGAAUUGUCAGUCGCGACCCCGAGCUUCUUCGCUAUGUACAAGGACUUUCGAUCUGUUUACUGCAGGACAGGGAGCUGGUUGACGGCAUCCGUCUAGCCAUGGGGUCACGAAAGAGACCAUUCUCACCCCUUGCGAUCGGCUUGUCGCACACAAAGCCGCUGUCUGAAUUGGCCAUGAAAACGCUCUGGGCCCGUGAUGCGCGCUUUGGCAUGUACGCAAAUAUGGAACACGCUAGCCACGAAACCACCGGAUCCAACAACAAGGUGCUUCACGGUUUGAUGACUAGGGUCCAAAAUGACCCUCGUGUUCUUCUAGAUCCUGAAACUGAAAAUGUGAUCCGAGCUGAACUAGGUACCCUUGUCACAACAUAUGUGCCACGAGCAGAAAAUAUGAAUGCAGAGGAAGUUUCACAGAUGACACUAGACUCCUUAAUGUCUGUUGAAGUUAGACGCUGGAUUAAGAGUCACUUGGCCCUGGAAUUGAGUCUGAUUGAAAUCAACAGAGCGGGGACUGUUGGAGAGCUUGCUCGUGUUACACUCGAGCAUUUGAAAGCCAAGUACAACCUUCAUGUGAAUAUUGAUAUUCAGGAAAGUCCUAGCAUUUGCUCUUCAGUUUCUAAGGCAAGCUGA
Messenger RNA from Penicillium macrosclerotiorum, 7434 nucleotides. Its product is annotated as type I polyketide synthase. Gene Ontology annotation, biological process: fatty acid biosynthetic process; secondary metabolite biosynthetic process. NCBI's taxonomy places the organism in Eukaryota, Fungi, Ascomycota, Eurotiomycetes, Eurotiales, Aspergillaceae. The record is from RefSeq and is a predicted model, not a curated record. Bases 1 to 7434 code for a protein of 2477 amino acids. The transcript has 7 exons. Gene Ontology annotation, molecular function: 3-oxoacyl-[acyl-carrier-protein] synthase activity; oxidoreductase activity; fatty acid synthase activity.